AGGGGUUUUCCCUGGCCCCUCCCCCCUCCCUCCCUCCUCCCUCCUCACUCACGCGCAGGGCGUUCACGUGUUGCAACAGGCAUUAGAAAAAAACAACAAAAAAAAAAAUAGAAGAAGCCAAAAACGCGAUUCCCACGCAUUGUUUCUCGCUGACUUCACCGCACGCUGCUGCAGUUGAAUCCCCCCCAAAAAACCGACUCGCUCCCGUGAUCUGCGGCGUUUAUUCAUCGUCGUUGAAUAUGGCUGCUCACCCUCUCAUGCAAUUUAAAAAAAAAAAAAAAAAUCAUAAAAGAAAAUUAAAAAGAAAAUCCUGCAUCGAUCUGUAUCGACACGUCACGACGUUUAUUGGUCUGAUUCGUGAGCCGUGUCCCGCCACACCGUCAGUGCCGUGCGCGUGGCGCGGCCGUGCGCGCGCCGCCGCCUCCACGUCACGCCCCUGACUGACCCGUCCUCAGGUGUGAGCGGAAGUCAUUAGUCACCUGCCCGAGUGCAUUCCUCCUGCCCGGCGAGGACAUCGCUCCUCACUGCGCACGCAUCACCGCGCUCUCCUCCUGUCCGUAUCUGGGUGUUCCCCUCAAGUAUCUGUGCACACACACACACUCACACACACACACUGACAGACAGACAGACACUGCCAGAGGAAACUGUGCACGUCUUCCCGCCUCACCCGCGUCGUCUAUAACCUGCACCGACUCGAAUGCAACAAAAAAAUCCCUUCAUCCUCCUGCAGCGGUGAAGCAGCGGGACAGAUGUACCCAGACUGUGGCUCAGGAGUCGGCUCGUCUCAUGGUCCAGCGGUAGACAACACUUUCUCCAAGAUGCACCUGUGAGCUGAGGCGGAAAAGAUGCCGCGCACCAAGCAGAACAACCCGAAAAACUUAAAAGAUAAAAUCGAAGAGGCACAGAAAGAGCUGAAAGACCCCAAAGGCUCACAGAAAGGACUAUCUGAAAGCAGUCGCAGAAAUGCAGAUAAUAUAAAAGGCCUAAAGAGGAAAAAGAUUGUUGCAGAGAAUCAGCUCAAGAAAAUUCCCAAAUCUCCAGUGAAGAAGCCCCUGCAAUCGAAAGCAUCUGAAACUGUGCUCCACGGAGUAUCGUCCAAGGAAAGUACACCUUCUUGCUCCUCCUCCUCAAAUAGUCCUUCCCACAAUUCUUUAACAUCCCCCAGUGGGAAAAGAGACCCACACAAUGCCUCACCUGUUGCAGCAUCCCCUGACAAGGGGUCAUCUUCAACUGAUGCUGAAAGGCUGAAGCAGGAAGAACCGUCUCCUAGGCCACCAUCACUUGAGCCUACACAUGUUGAGGACGGCUCUCUGAUUACUGAGGUGUCUCAGCCCAAAGACAUCAAGAGCGAAAACCCCAGCUUUGAGGGAGAUCCUUACAACAGCAGUGCUCCGCUUGAUGUUCUACUUAAGGCCAUGGAGCCUGACUUCAGUACACUGGCUGAGAGGACAAACACCUUGCAGGUCGCAGCCAUUGGAAAACCAGCUUCCACUCUUUAUGCUCAAUCCAGUGGUGAAUUAACUACAAUGCCAGCUGUCAAUGUUGCUCUCCAUACCCAACCUCCCCAUAUGCAGACUUAUUAUAUUGACAAACAAGGAAACUUUAUUGGCAUUGCUGCACCAUUACAGGGAAAUGUGCAGACAUCUACACAGGGUACACCAAUGCAGUCAUCUCCACUGGCCACACCACAAUUUAUGCCUGUUGCUUCAAAUCCAGAAAAGCCUGCCUUGCACAUGAGCUUUAACACUGGACCAUCCACUAUAACUCAUGCACCUGUUCCCUCAGGUUCCAAUGCUUUGCCACAAAGCCAGCCACCCAUUGUGCACACAUGCCAGUCCAUCUCAGCAAGUGUUCCCAGUACCAUUCAGGUCCCAGUGACACCUGGCAGCAACCAAGUUCAGAUGGCUACUAUUAUGAACUUUGGUGCUGAACAGGUUUCCAGGGACCAAAAGCCUAAGAAACCAGGAAAGUAUGUUUGUGAAUACUGCAACCGGGCAUGUGCAAAACCCAGUGUGCUGCUCAAACACAUCAGGUCCCACACAGGAGAAAGACCAUAUCCCUGUGUCACUUGUGGCUUCUCAUUCAAAACCAAGAGCAACUUGUACAAGCACAAGAAAUCACAUGCGCAUGCUAUAAAACUGGGUCUCAUAGCACGCUCGGAAUCUGGAGGUGGAUCACUAUCUCAAGAAUCUGACAAAGCCCUUGGGACACAUUCAGAGGCGGAGGAAAGUGGGGACAGCGACGAGGAAGGUAGCACGGCAGACUUGGACCCUGACUCAUCACAGAGCAGUGUGGCAGCUUUGUCUGAAAAUAGUUUACAGAAUGCAGGUACAAACCAAGCAAGCCAUGGGGAAGUGGAUUCACCAGCCAUGUUUGACUCGGCCAAACCAGCACCUGGCCACAGGGCUAAUGAGCCCAAAGUAACAGCUGCACUUCCAAAGGUUGUUGUGUACCCGGUUAACGUCUCCCCUCUGAGAGCAGAUAGCCCAAGAGUUACAGGUGCAGCACCUGAACAAGCUGCUGCUCAACGACAACGAGACUUCCAGACUGCUAACAUGAGAUCAAGCAUCACUGUCUUGUCAUCUCUGAAAGAGGUGGAUGGUGCAAAUCCCUCACUAGAUACUGUAAGCGAAGAUGAGGACCAGCAGUGCAAGUCUCCACUGUUAGGUGGACAUGCUCAGCUUCAGAGGCAACAAGCAACAGACUUUUCUCAACAGCAACAAUCUAAGUGUCUACUUAGUCCGCGCAGUUUGGGAAGUACAGAUUCUGGCUACUUCUCACGCUCUGAAAGUGCUGACCAGGCCAUGAGUCCACCCAGUCCUUUUGUAAAGAUAACUCCACCAGUAGACAUCGACAUUGCCAAGAAUACUCUUCCAAAUAUCCCCUCUGUGGUUGCCACAGUGAUGCAUGUAGCAGCUGAGCAAAAACCACAGGCCACAGUUGGACAGAUGCGUCCACCAUUAGAAACCAAAGCACUAUCUCUGGAGGAACGCAUUUCAAAGUUGAUAUCUGAUAAUGAGGCAGUAGUUGACAACAAGCAGCUGGACAGUGUGAAGCCAAGGAGGACAUCUCUCUCAAGGAGAGGUAGCAUCGACUCUCCUAAAUCAUACAUAUUUAAAGACUCUUUUCAGUUUGAUCUUAAGCCAAUUGGAAGAAGGUCAAGUUCUAGUUCAGACAUCCCCAAGUCACCAUUCACCCCCACAGACAAAUCUAAACCAGUAUUUCUUCUCUCUGUACCUUCUCAAUACCCACCAAUGGACUGUUUGCCAAUUACAAGGAGUAACUCUAUGCCUACUACACCUGGACACUCUGCUCUUCCCCUUAAUAUUGCCCCCCUUCCCCAUCCUUUGCGAAUUUGUCAGUCAUUUGAUGAAAAAAUUAGUUUGUUGAAUGAUGAUGUAUUUUCCUCAGCCCCAUCGACCCCAAAUCCAGCUAUACAUUCUCGUACAUUAGUCAGACAAGCAGCAGUGGAGGACUUUUCCACAAGUGAAGGACAUGGCCUCCCCACUGUUCGCUCCAUGGAUGAGGGCUAUCACGGUCCAAGCAGUUCCACUGAAGUGGUGCAAAGAAGCAGAUCCUUUGAGCAUAGUCAGGACAGAAACAGAAAGCCUCUGCAGAACAAAGGCACAAUGUAUGAGUGUGAAACCUGUCGUAAUCGGUACAGAAAGUUAGAGAAUUUUGAAACUCACAAGAAAUUCUAUUGCUCUGAGCUCCAUGGCCCAAAAAACAAGCCAAGUGCUGUUAAAGAAACUGAACAAGAUGUUUUCCAUGUUAACCUACAGCACCCAAUGGUCCCUAGAUCAACUAGUGGCACAGGGAUACUUGAUCAACAGACAUCAAUUAGAAAAAGAAGGAAAAUGAAAAGUGUUGGGGAUGAGGACGAUCAAUCUCCAACUGACACCACUCCACCUUGUUCUGUUACUUAUGAACAACCAACAGCUCUGGCAAGUCAGACUUUUUCUCAACAUGCUGUAAUAGUAGACAUACAGCCCAAAAACAAUCAGCCAAAGCUACAUCAGAUUCAGCUCAUAGCAAGAGGUAUAACUACUUCAGAUUCCAGACUGUCACCAAUUCGAGAGACCCAGAUCAGCACUUCCACUAAAGGAGACUUGCAAAGGCAAGGCAGUGGUACGUCAGUCAUUAGACAUACCAAUUCUCUCAGUAGACCCAAUUCAUUUGAGACAGAAUCAAUUGAUAGGGCCUCUCCUGUUGAUAGUACGGAGAAGGAUGUCCUUAACAAGCCCAAAACAGACGCAAUUACAAAUGUGUCAGCCGACAACUACCAUGAAGAAAUAUCCAAACCCAAGAGUACUGACUUUGGAAAACAAAUGAAGGAACAAUGCACUGAUUGCACAGGAGCAGCAGCAGGCGAAAACUCCACUCCAGUCCAUCAGUCGCGUUUGGUUCGUCAAAAUAACAUCCAAGUUCCCGAGAUUCUGGUCACAGAGGAACCUGAUAGAGAACAUGAAACACAAACAUCUGAACCACCAGAUAAACCUGCAGAUCAGUUCAACUGGCCUCAGAGAAGUGAGAGUUUGUCCAAGGUACCAGCAGAGAAACUGCCGCCUAAAAAGAAAAGAAUCCGUCUUGCUCAUAUGGACCACUCCUCUGGUGAAUCCAGUUUUGAGUCCAGCCUCUCACGAAGCCUCAGCAGGGACAGUAGUCUUUCUCGUUGUUCUAGCAUCUCAGCCUCUUUUGAAAGAGAUGAGACAUGUAGAUCAGAGAGUCCUUCAAGAGGGGAGUGUGUUGGGAAAAUUCCAGAGCCCCAAGGUUUGCCAACAGCCUUCAAUACCCUUGGCGUGCCUGGAAUGAUGAGACGUGCUGCAUCUGAACAGAUCACUUGUACUCAACCCUCUGUGGAGAUUUCAAGUGACUACCGUAGCAAGUCUUUUGACUGUGGAAAUGUAUCUCCCAGCAGAUCUCUAUCACCUGUUGGCCAGCCAAAAGUUGCGCAGGUGCCACUUAUUGAAAGGAGGCGGGGACCAUUAGUUCGACAGAUGUCUUUAAAAAUUGGCCCAGAGAGUCAGCAACCUAUUCGGAAAGCAGUUAUACCUCUAGAUAAACCUCCCAUGACAAAUGUUAGCUCUUUAACUCCUAAUAGGUCCCAGCAGAUUCACAUUGCCAAUAGGCGCCCCAUGGCUCAGCCUUUUAUCCUGCAUAGUGGUGAAGCACCCUUGCAAAAGAGUGAGCAAAUGGUGCAAAGCAUUAAUUUGGGUAGCCCAACUCAGCAGCCUCAAAUCCACGGCCUUCCACACCCUUGGCAUCAAACAUCAAGGGUCCAAAUAUGCCAAAAGAUACCACGACCGCUGAGCCAGAUCUUAGUUUGUCACGAGAAUGUCCAAAACAAACCAACUGAAGAAAAGAAAUGUUUUGUGCCCAAAUACCAACUGCAGUGCCCCGCUAUGAGAGCAAGCCAAACGUUUUCAUUCUCCGGCACACAGGGAACUCAGAUAGCCUUGCCAGUUUUAACGAUACCUAUUGCCAAUCCCAUUUUGAACAUUUCAAAAUCGCCAGAUGUAAUCCAAAAUGUAUAUGUUGCUCAACCCAAUCAACAGGCCUCUGAGAUUAAGACACAGACUGUAGUUUUGUCAGGCGAAAAGCAAAGUAACCCAUUUGAUCAGACCCAAGCAGGAGCAAUACCCUUGCCACAGAUCCUAAUAACUCAUGAGCAGAUGCACCCUGCUCCCUCUGUGUCCAGUAGAAAUAGCCUCUCGUCCACUCACAGUGUAGAUGGCGACGCACAUGCUGUACCAACUGCAAACAACGAUCGGAUUCAAACUCAAACAGUUGGCACUCAUAACCACAUUGGAGAACGAGCACUUUCUUAUGGGUCUUUACACUGCACACAGAAACUAGCAUCAGUGACUCUAUGCCCACAGCAGGAACCCACUGCUUCAAGUAAACGAAUGCUGUCGCCUGCCAAUAGCUUGGACAUCUUCAUGGAAAAGCACCAAAAGCGGGCUAAGGACGAGCACGGUGUAGCCUGUCUAACUGAUGGCAGAUCAGUGAAUUAUCUUAACUCCAAGAUGUCAGAGGUAACCCGGCAGCGGAAGUUCACACUUGUUAGGCAGGUUUGCACAACUGAACCAGUGGACAGUCCCAUUGAAACUGAGGCUCCACCUCUGCCCCAAAGUAAAACCGAUGGAGUGAAGGACUCGGAGGCUACUGAUGAUGUUAAACCUAUGUCACCUGACAGUACCGGGCUGGCAAAAGACACAAACACUGUUAUUCACGAUGCAGGCCCUGCUGUGAAUACUACACUUGGAAGCCACGGCAUCUGCAUACCAGCGAAUGACACUCUGAGGCCCCGAGAAAAAGCUGAGGAACAGAGGUGGACCCCGGCGAAAUCCCCUAUCAAGCCUUCCAGUUUCCAUGGGGGUCAGGUGAAACUGACCACAUCUGUUUCUGUGGUUAACACAAAAGACAGUCACCGCCUGUCUUUCCCGAGCCUGAAGACUGCCACCACAUUCACAUGGUGUUUCUUAAUGAAGAGGAAACCGCUGCAUGUUCCACAGACUGACCUGAAGACUUCGGCAUAUGCAGCCUGGACUGUCAGCCCCAAUAACCCAAACCCACUUGGGUUGCCAACUAAGGUGGUCAUGUCUCUGUUCGACUCCAAGCAGAGCUCCAAGAAAAUACACUACACCUCGGCCAUAAGAACCAGCGGAAAAUCUGACUUCUUGUCCUACUCAGGCAAGCUGAAAGAUGUCAUGCCCAGGCUGCCAAUAACCCAGAGGUCUGUAGCAGUUGACAGCAGAGUUAAAGUGCAACCAGAAAAUCAAGCCAGCAACGACUCAGACAAGGACUUGGUAUCUAAAACGGAGCCAAGAAGGGUGAAGAUAUUUGAUGGCGGAUUCAAAUCUAAUGAAGAAUAUGUUUACGUACGUGGGCGUGGACGUGGUAAAUACAUCUGUGAGGAAUGUGGAAUCCGCUGUAAGAAACCCAGCAUGCUGCGCAAACACAUCCGCACCCACUCUGAUUUCCGGCCAUACCACUGUGUCCACUGCAACUUCUCCUUCAAGACAAAAGGAAAUCUGACCAAGCACAUGAAAUCCAAGGCCCACAGUAAGAAAUGCCUGGAGAUGGGGGUGCCGGAGGGUCUCACUGACGAUCAGGAUGCAGAGGACUCUGGAGACCGCAGUCACGUGGGCAGCGCGGACCGCCAAGAUUCAGACGGCGACGACUCUGACGGCCCCGACGAUGAGGAGAAUGAUGACAACGAGGAGGAAGAGGAGGACAGCCAGGCCGAGUCCGGCCUGUCCACCAACCCAUCUGUCUCUGCCAGCCCACAGCACAUCCCAUCCAAAGAGGCCGAAAUCCCUCCCAGCGCCCUACUGGCCCAGAUGUCAAUCAGCUCCCUCUCUCUGUCCCAGCCUCCGGCUCCUGAAUCCCUCACGUCAGACUCGGAGUCUGUCCCCAUGAUGAGCCCUGUGUCCCUCUGCAAGCAGAUAUCCAUCUCGGGGUGCUUCUACAGCCCGCUGCCCCUCCCCAUUUCACCUCAGCCUGUUGCAACCGCAUCAGAGUCCUACACCUCAGACACAGAGUCGGUGCACAUGAUGAGCCCAGUGUCACCGUGCAGGCAGAUGUCCGUCGACUUCCCUGACUUUGAUGUGCCCCCUAGUCCCCCAGUGCCAGGAAAGGGCACCAAGCCAGGCCAGGACACCUCCAUUUCUACUCCUGCUGCGGUGACCAGCGACCCGGGCAUACCAGUGGACCGGAGCACCCAGACCUCUUCCUAUGCGUCUCAAGGACCAGUGCUCUUCCCACCACAGGGUCUAUCCCAAACACCAGGACCCCAGACCCACUUGUUCAGUCACCUACCCCUGCACUCCCAGCAGCCGUCUCGCUCCUCGUACAGCAUGGUCCCGGUUGGGGGGAUCCAGCUGGUGCCCGCUGGCCUGGCAGCCUACUCCGCCUUUGUCCCUCUCCAGGCUGGCCCCGUCCAGCUCACCAUCCCAGCAGUGAGCGUCAUUCACAGAAACACGAGCCCGCUACCGGCUGCCAACACUCCAUCCCAGCCGGAGGGCUUGCAGACCCAGCCCCUCGUGGUCCAGGAGCCAAUCAGUAGUGUUGUCCCCUGCUUCCCACUUGGGCAGGUAACGGGCCUGCAGGCUCAAACAAUACAACCAAUGGGUCUGGAGACGUUUAACCUCAUGGGGCUGACCAACACAGGCCUCACAUCCACCCAGCUGCUGUCCCAGCAAGGGCUCACCCUCGGGCUGCAGGUUUUAGCUGCCAACCCCACGUCCCAAAGCAGCACCGGCCCCCAGACACACGUCCCAGGUCUACAGAUACUCAACAUCCAUCUUCCCGCCCUCAUUCCUUCUCUUAGCCCUCUCUCUGCCCUCAGUCCUCUCCCUGGCUCGUCAGAGAGGCAGGGCAGCCCCGAAGCUCCAGGAGCACAGCCAUCUCGAUAUGAACACGGGCUCGGUUCCUCGCAGAGCUGCACGCCCACCUCGCCGCCCGCCCCUUCGAAGGUCAGCAGCUCCCCAGGACUGUCCACAGGCAGCAGGGCAAGCUCCGGAGGCAGCGGCGGAGCAGAGCUCACACACACUGUUGAGAGGGAGGGACGGAACAAACCCCCACAGCAGCCUCCCUCACCUGCUCCACAGAGCCGAGCAGACAGUGCUAAGGGGUCGCCAGUAGAGGGAGCUAGUGACCCUGCACCUCAAAGACCACCGCCAGUGACCAGCUGGCAGAAGGUGAUCGAUGACUAUAACGAGGUGUCCAGUGAUGAUGAAGACAGACUGGUCAUUGCCACCUGAAAAAACUGAAGUGGAAAAAGCUCUUCUUGUUCUCUUUUUUUUGUAAUUCUCGUCACUUUGUAAGACUGAAAACACUUUUCUGGGGGUUUGUUUCUUAACGGAUCACCCUUCAAAGCACAGAUGCUGACAUUCAUAUUGUAUGUGCAAUCAUAUGAUGAUUAUAUUGAUGACCAAUCAUUUUAUUUUUACUUUUUUUUGUCAGCUCCAGACAUUUUCUCCUUUUUUUUUGUACAUGUUGUAUAGACAAUUGUGCCUUUUAUGGAGUUUCUUGUUGAGGGAAACUGUAAAUAAUUCCUCAUGAAUUCAGUAGUCGCUUGUGUUUAUUUCAAAACAUAGAAGUAAAGAAAGGCAAAACAACGGAGGGUAUCAAUUUCAUUUUGGAGGAUUUGUCAUUCGUAAAAAAAAUUAUGGAAUUAUAAAUGUUGUACUGGUAUAUGUACAUUUCUAUGGAUUAUGGGGCAAUGUUUCUGUGUACAGAUGUUGUGUUCAACUAUUUAUUAUAAUCCAUCUAGUGCCCAUUGAUGAUUCACAAGUCCAUAGGUAUGUGCAUUAUCGUAGCUUUACAUUUCUGUAUCAAUAUUCUUAACUGUAUCAGUAAAAAAAUUUGUUUACAAACAAUAAAGUGGUGUCACUGUAUAUUGAAACACAUAAGCAAAAAUAUAUUCACUGAAUAUUG
Molecule: messenger RNA, 9441 nt
Organism: Scophthalmus maximus (turbot)
Lineage: Eukaryota; Metazoa; Chordata; Actinopteri; Pleuronectiformes; Scophthalmidae
Gene: hivep1
Product: HIVEP zinc finger 1
Exons: 9
Coding region: 846-8765 (2639 amino acids)
Biological process (GO): regulation of transcription by RNA polymerase II
Cellular component (GO): nucleus
Molecular function (GO): zinc ion binding; RNA polymerase II cis-regulatory region sequence-specific DNA binding; DNA-binding transcription factor activity, RNA polymerase II-specific
Source: RefSeq, a predicted model, not a curated record